This is a messenger RNA of Pyricularia oryzae 70-15, 1716 nucleotides long. Its product is annotated as glucan synthesis regulatory protein. The record is from RefSeq and is a predicted model, not a curated record. Lineage: Eukaryota; Fungi; Ascomycota; Sordariomycetes; Magnaporthales; Pyriculariaceae. Bases 1 to 1716 code for a protein of 571 amino acids. Gene Ontology annotation, cellular component: mating projection tip. The transcript is spliced from 3 exons. Gene Ontology annotation, biological process: cell wall biogenesis; regulation of fungal-type cell wall biogenesis.
AUGUCUAAUUCGUUCGGGGGUCUCUUCAAAUCAUUCUGGCAUACAAUGACCAGCUAUGAUAGACAUUCUGGAUACGACUCCCCAUACCGUACAGGCCGUCACGUUCCCCUGGGCCAGGGAGGCGGCUUUGGUGGCUUGACGUCUGUUGCCACGGCUUCGGAAUCGCGCGCCGACGUUUCUUCACCCUACAUAGAAGACGGUCUCAGGCUUACAAGGACUGGAACUGCUUACGAAGGUGCAUCGCUGUCUUCACCAUCGCUCCUCAGCCCUGGAAUCAACAGGCCAUACUCGCCCGGCCUAAGGGGCGAGAGCGCGAAGCGGACUACCGAAGAUGGAUUCGAAAUACAAAGCCCUAGUGGAGAAAUUCCGAUGCAGUCGUUCCAGGACGGCCUGCCUCCGGCACCUCCCGUAUCACACUCGUGGGAUCGCAUCGACAGAUGGGCCGAGGACCAUUAUCCGGAGUUGUACGACCAGGUUUGCGAGGGCUGCACCAACAACGAUCUGAACGAACUCGAGCAUCAACUGGAUUGCUCACUACCAAUGGAUGUCAGAGAGUCGUUGCAGAUACACGAUGGGCAAGAGCGUCCUGGUAUUCCUACCGGAAUUAUCUUCAGCGGCAUGCUGCUGGACUGCGAAGAGAUUGUACAAGAGUGGGAAAACUGGAGAAAGGUAAACCACGAGUUUCUGCUGGACACUAGAGUGCCAAGCCCGGCUAUGCCUUCCAAGGCACUUGGCGGAAGCAGCAGUCAGGCAUCCUCAUCGAGGGCCGAGGCCUCAUCUUCGGCAUCCCCGGCACCGAACAGGCCUGUCAACUGGCGGCAGGAUCUUCUCGCCAAGCAGGAUUGCGUCCCUCCUAACAGCAUUCAGAAAGUGUACUCCCACCCUGCUUGGAUUCCCUUGGUCAGAGACUGGGGUGGCAACAACCUGGCUAUUGAUCUUGCGCCAGGUCCCGCGGGCACCUGGGGUCAGGUUAUCCUUUUCGGCCGCGACUACGAUACGAAAUACGUUGUUGCUCGGUCCUGGUCAGCAUUCUUGGCCACGGUUGCGGACGAUAUGUACAGCGGCAAGUGGUGGGUCGACGAGGACACCAAGGAGUUGAAGCUACGGGAGUUUAAGGCCUCCCGCGUCGAACCGUCAUACUUUGAUAUUCUUCGAUGGCGAACCGAUCAGAAAUACGGGCGCCGUGCCGCGCAGAGGAAAUCGAUGGGUCCCGGAGCCUCUGGCGGUGUCUCACCCAAGGUUGCAUCGCCCUACGGAAGCCCAAAGCUUGAGUCGCCCGCCGAGCCUAGGGGACGCCCACUACAGCGCUUGAGCAUCGGAUCACCUCUUGUCAGCCCGAACAGGCCAGGAUACGGCAAGAUGAGCCCGCUCGCUAGGGUUACAGAAGAAACGUCUCUUCCGGAGUCUGAGCUCGGCUUUCCUAGCAGUCCUCUUGCCAUCAACGGUUCAAUCAAGCACAAGGAGAACCUUCUCGAGCUGGACACUCCACGACCGAGCGUUAGCACCGAGGACAGUAGCAACGCCGCAGCAACGAGACUCGAGGCUCUUGAGAGCAGCGAAACGAAUGGCCAGAAUUCAAAGGAGGCGAACGGCACGACUUCGCCCACGAACAUCUCGACCGUCACAACGGUGGCCGAAGUGAAUGGGAAGUCGGUCAAGGCCAAUGGCAAACAACCUGCCGUAAUAGAAGAGGCCAUGAAGACGAUCGAUAUCUAG